Messenger RNA from Drosophila innubila, 543 nucleotides. RefSeq names its product rhodanese domain-containing protein CG4456. Lineage: Eukaryota; Metazoa; Arthropoda; Insecta; Diptera; Drosophilidae. The record is from RefSeq and is a predicted model, not a curated record. The transcript is spliced from 3 exons. Gene Ontology annotation, molecular function: thiosulfate-cyanide sulfurtransferase activity. Gene Ontology annotation, cellular component: mitochondrion. The coding region runs from base 57 to 398 and encodes 113 amino acids.
AAAGUACAGUUUAUAGAUUUGUAGCUAUUCGGAUAUUUAAUUAUUGACAUUACGCAAUGGCCACCUAUGAGCAAGUUAAAGAUGUACCCAAUCAUCCAGAGAUUUACUUGAUCGAUGUGCGUAACCAGGACGAACUGACGGCAACUGGCACCAUUCCAGCCAGUCUCAAUAUACCCUUGCCUGAUUUGGAGAAAGCUUUAAAGUUGGACUCUGAGGACUUCAAGCAAAAUUAUGGACGCGAAAAACCUGGAAAUGAUGCCGAUAUAAUAUUCACUUGUCGCUCCGGCAAACGUGUUCUGGAGGCAGAAGUCAUUGCCAAGAAUGCGGGCUUUACCAACGUACGUGUCUACAGUGGCUCCUGGCUGGAGUGGGCUGAAAAGGAAGGUCUAUCACAGUAAGAGCGAAAAGAAAGCACCUGCACAUUCUCAUCUUUGGCUUUUACUAUACUUUCUUAAUUUAAAUCUGUUAAUGUAUUGUCUUUAGAUUUACGCACUACUGUAGUUAAAUUUAUGGUUUCGGAUUAUAUUGGAUAUUUAAAUUCUA